Molecule: messenger RNA, 879 nt
Organism: Marmota flaviventris (yellow-bellied marmot)
Lineage: Eukaryota; Metazoa; Chordata; Mammalia; Rodentia; Sciuridae
Product: putative selection and upkeep of intraepithelial T-cells protein 1 homolog
Biological process (GO): T cell receptor signaling pathway; regulation of cytokine production
Cellular component (GO): external side of plasma membrane
Molecular function (GO): signaling receptor binding
Source: RefSeq, a predicted model, not a curated record
AUGUUGUGCAAAUACCACCCUGUGUACACGGGCAGUUCUAGCAGCCUGGGAAAGCACUUCUCUCUGCAGCACAGUGACAAGGAGAAGGUCCACAGAGGCUUUACUAGUGAGGAGGUGCAACCUUGUGAAGAGCAAGGAGCUUUCUCAGGAAGCAUGAGGCAACGAGGACCUCCAUCAGAUUCAUACGAGGAAGCCUUGCUAAAACAAUUCAGGGUAAAUUGCUUAAAGGGGCCAAUCGUGGCUCCAUUUGGUGGAGAAGUUGAACUCAGUUGCCAGUUGUCUCCACCACAGAGUGCACAACACAUGGAGAUCCGCUGGUUCCGCAACCGCUACACACAACCCAUUUACCUGUAUGAGAAAGGUAAAAUUCUGUAUGGAGAAAUGACCCCUAUGUAUGUGGAGCGGACAGAACUCCUGAAAGAUGCCAUUGAAGAAGGUAAAGUGACCCUCAGGAUCUUUAAUGUUGAUGUUGAUGAUGAUGGGCAGUACCACUGCUUCUUCAGAGAUGGAGAUUUCUCUGAAGAGGACAUCACAGAAGUGAAGGUCACAGCUACAAGCUCAGACACACAGAUUCUAGUGCUUCCUUCCAAUAUUGAUGAUCUUAGAGUGGAAUGUAAUUCAGGAGGUUGGUUCCCACAGCCUCAAAUGGAAUGGAGAGACAGCCAGGGAAAGGUCCUCCCACCUGCAUCAAAAUCUCACUCACAGGACACAGAUAAAUUGUUCAACAUGAAGAUGACCCUUUUUCUCAGCAAUACCCACCCUGGGGAUGUCACUUGCUACCUUAGAAACCCUCUAACUGGCCAAGAGGAAAAGACAAACAUUGUUUUACCAGGUGAGAUCUGUGUGUUUGUUCUCCACAUGAUAGCCAUUGUCACAUGA